Guyanagaster necrorhizus is the source of this 1858-nucleotide messenger RNA. RefSeq names its product MFS general substrate transporter. Gene Ontology annotation, molecular function: transmembrane transporter activity. Gene Ontology annotation, biological process: transmembrane transport. The record is from RefSeq and is a predicted model, not a curated record. NCBI's taxonomy places the organism in Eukaryota, Fungi, Basidiomycota, Agaricomycetes, Agaricales, Physalacriaceae. The coding region runs from base 1 to 1824 and encodes 607 amino acids. The transcript is spliced from 11 exons. Gene Ontology annotation, cellular component: plasma membrane.
AUGGCCGCCGUCGAGGAAAUCAAGUCCCAAACCGGAUCCGAAAGCUCCAUCGAGCAGAAAGCCGACACCAUUCAGGCUCCCAAGUCCAAGUCAAAGCCUGAGGUCGCAGGUGUCGCCCGUAUCGAAGCUCUGUACAAGGUCUUUGGCGGUAAAAAUGGCGCACCGCUGUGGAUUCUUUACCUCAGCAUCGCGCUCAUUGCGUAUGUCUACUCCCUCGAUUCCAACACUACGAGCAGCUUUUUACCUUUCGCUACAUCUGCCUUCGAGUCGCAUGCGUCAAUUGGAACUAUAUCAGUUGCUGCUGAUAUUAUAGGCGCCGUAGGGAAGCCUUUUAUUGCCAAAAUUGCGGAUAUCACGUCGAGACCGAGAGCUUACGUUUUCUCUCUUUGUUUUUACAUUCUCGGAUAUAUCGUGAUCGCUUCCUCAUCCACAGUAGGUGCAGUCUGUGCUGGAGAGGUGUUGUACACGAUUGGGAGGACCGGUUUAGAUUUGGUGACGGACAUCAUUGUCGCUGAUUUGUCUCCAUUAAAAUGGAGAGGCUUCGCAACAGCUCUCCCCUCUUCUCCAUACAUCAUCAACGCUUUUGUCGCCGCCGAAAUCACCAAUGGCUUUAUUCCUGGAAAAUGGCGGUGGGGUUAUGGAAUCUUUAUCAUCAUGCUUCCGGUUGUAAUGGCGCCUGCUCUUACUGUAUUAUUCUGGGCAGAAUACAAGGCCAAACGCGACGGCACGGUGUCCAUCGCGUCCAGUGCUUGGGAACGGCGUCACGAAGGCUCUGACGAGAAAGUUACCUGGUACACCAUUGCCCGGGAUUUCGGCGACCAUGUCGAUAUCAUCGGUCUCAUCAUAUUGGGUACUGCCUGGGCGUUGCUUUUCCUUCCAUUCACUCUCUACUCCGAUGCAAAGGACGGAUGGAAAAAUCCCAGCAUGAUUGCCAUGAUCGUUGUAGGAGGUGUUUUACUAUUCGUGUUUGCGGCGUAUGAGAAAUGGUUUGCUCGUUUCCCGCUUAUGCCGACCCGUGUCCUUAAUAGGACUUUCCUUGGUGCGGUAACGGUCGAUGUUCUCUACAUGCUCUCUGGAAAUAUGAGAUCUUUGUAUUAUUCGAGUUGGACGUGGGUUGUUAAGGACUGGACAACUCGGGAGUGGACAUAUUUCAAUAAGACGUUGACCGUCGGCCUUUGUGUUUUCGGUAUCGUUGGAGGUCUGAUUCAGCGUUACACUCAUCGGUACAAGGUACGUCACUCAGUACUAAGUAUCCUACACAGCGGUAUGGGCUUAACCUUCUACGCCAGAGGCGAUAACGCAACGGAUGUCGCCCUUGUUUGGACCCAGCUCCUCAUUGCCAUUGGUGGAGCAUUCAGUGUCGUAGGCUCGCGCGUUGCCUCCCAGGCAUCUGUACCACAUGCCGAUCUCGCACAGGUGAUUUCCCUGAUAUCUCUCUGGACUUCCCUUGGUGGUAGUGUUGGGUAUGCCAUUGCUGCUGCUGUCUGGACAGGCAAAAUGCCCGGAUACCUCCACAAGCACCUUCCAUACAAGACGGACGCCCAGAUUGCUAAGAUAUUUGGGUCCAUCAAGAGCGCUAGGAACCUCGAAGCGACGGACAGGACCAAUGUCAUUUACGCAUACAACGACACCGUAUAUCUCCUCUAUCUUCCCGCUCUCAUUCUCUCUUUCCUCCCUCUUAUAGUUUUGGUGUUCAUGCGAAACUUCUACCUCGGCGAUAACCAGAAUGCUGUCCAGAACAUUGGUAUCGAUGGCCGCGCUUUGGAGAAUAAUGAGGUUGACGAGAGGAAGGAAGAAGACGCCGAAAAGGGGUCAGCAAAGUAAUCUUGCUUUUUCCUCUUAUGAUAUUCAGUUUACG